Molecule: messenger RNA, 3900 nt
Organism: Balaenoptera acutorostrata (minke whale)
Lineage: Eukaryota; Metazoa; Chordata; Mammalia; Artiodactyla; Balaenopteridae
Gene: SKI
Product: SKI proto-oncogene
Exons: 8
Coding region: 1-3003 (1000 amino acids)
Biological process (GO): negative regulation of BMP signaling pathway
Cellular component (GO): nucleus
Molecular function (GO): DNA-binding transcription factor activity, RNA polymerase II-specific; SMAD binding; RNA polymerase II cis-regulatory region sequence-specific DNA binding
Source: RefSeq, a predicted model, not a curated record
AUGCGGCGGCGGGACGGGCGCCUUCGCAGCCUCGCAGGAAGCUGCCGCCACCGGAUGGGGGGCCCGGGGCGCAGCCGCCGCCCCCGCCCCCGCCGAGUGGCCUUCCGGCGGGCGGGCGCUCCGCCGCCCCGGAAGCCGCGCGCGCGCGCGCGGGCGGGCGGGCAGGCCGCGGAGCCGGGCGCGGGCGGCGGGGUGGGCGCGGGCCGGGCCGGGAGGCCGGCGGCGGGCGCGACGCGGCCGGCCAGCGCCGCCGGGACGAGCCGGGCGGGCGCCGCGCGGUGGGAGGAGCGGGGCGGCGGCGGCGGCGCGCCGCGCGAGGACGGCCCGGCGGGCCCCGCGCCCGCGCCCCCGCUCCUCCCGGGCCCCUCGGCCUCGGUCGCCGCGGCGAUUCGCGCCUCGCGGCGCCGGCACCUGCCCGCGCGCCCCCCGCGAGCCCCGGGCCCGCGAGCGUUGGCGUUGGCGUUGGCGGCGCGCGCUGGGGCAUGCCCCGCGCCUAGGGCCCGGGGGGCGCGCGGGGGGCGCGCGGGGGGCCCGGGCGGCGGCGGCGGCGGCGGGCGCGGCGCGGGGCGCGUGGAUGUGGCGCCGGGCCCGGGCGGCGGCGGGCUCCAGCGGCGGGACCCCUUCGCCCCGCCCGCCUUCCCCUUCGCUCCCCCGGGCGAGGCCGAGGCCGCGGCCGUGAUCGGCCGGGAGCCGGCGGCGGGGGGAGGCCGGGGCCGGGGCCGGGGGCGCCGCCGGGGCGCGCGGGGCAGCGGCGGGUGCCGCGGGGGCCCGGGCGCGCGGGAGCGGGAGCGGCCUGGGGAGCCGGAGCGCACCAUGGAGGCGGCGGCGGGCGGCCGCGGCGGCUUCCAGCCGCACCCGGGGCUGCAGAAGACGCUGGAGCAGUUCCAUCUGAGCUCCAUGAGCUCGCUGGGCGGCCCAGCCGCUUUCUCGGCGCGCUGGGCGCAGGAGGCCUACAAGAAGGAGAGCUCCAAGGAGGCGGGCGCGGCUGCGGUGCCGGCGCCGGUGCCCGCGGCUGCCGAGCCGCCGCCGGUGCUGCACCUGCCCGCCAUCCAGCCGCCGCCGCCCGUGCUGCCCGGGCCCUUCUUCAUGCCGUCCGACCGCUCCACGGAGCGCUGCGAGACCGUGCUGGAGGGCGAGACCAUCUCGUGCUUCGUGGUGGGCGGCGAGAAGCGCCUCUGUCUGCCGCAGAUCCUCAACUCGGUGCUGCGCGACUUCUCGCUGCAGCAGAUCAACUCGGUGUGCGACGAGCUGCACAUCUACUGCUCGCGCUGCACGGCCGACCAGCUGGAGAUCCUCAAAGUCAUGGGCAUCCUGCCCUUCUCGGCGCCCUCGUGCGGGCUCAUCACCAAGACGGACGCUGAGCGCCUGUGCAACGCGCUGCUGUACGGCGGCGCCUACCCGCCGCCCUGCAAGAAGGAGCUGGCGGCCAGCCUGGCGCUGGGCCUGGAGCUCAGCGAGCGCAGCGUGCGCGUGUACCACGAGUGCUUCGGCAAGUGCAAGGGGCUGCUGGUGCCCGAGCUCUACAACAGCCCGAGCGCCGCCUGCAUCCAGUGCCUCGACUGCCGCCUCAUGUACCCACCGCACAAGUUCGUGGUGCACUCGCACAAGGCCCUGGAGAACCGGACCUGCCACUGGGGCUUCGACUCGGCCAACUGGCGGGCCUACAUCCUGCUCAGCCAGGACUACACGGGCAAGGAGGAGCAGGCGCGCCUCGGCCGCUGUCUGGACGACGUCAAGGAGAAGUUCGACUACGGCAACAAGUACAAGCGGCGGGUGCCCCGGGUCUCCGAGCCCCCGGCCUCCGUAAGAAAAGCAGACGACGCCCCCUCCCAGCACCCCACGUCCUCCGAGAAGGACAAGCAGUGUGGCUGGCUGCGGACUCUGGCCGGCUCCUCCAGCAAGAGCCUGGGCUGCAUCCACCCUCGCCAGCGCCUCUCUGCCUUCCGACCCUGGUCCCCUGCGGUUUCUGCGAGUGACAAAGAGCUCUCCCCACACCUCCCAGCCCUGAUUCGAGACAGCUUUUACUCCUACAAGAGUUUUGAGACGGGCGUGGCCCCCAACGUGGCCCUAGCACCGCCAGCCCAGCACAAGGUGGUGAGCAGCCCGCCCUGCGCCACGGUCGUCUCCCGGGCCCCCGAGCCCGUCACCAGCUGCGUCCAGCCUCGGAAGCGGAAGCUGACGGUCGACACCCCUGGAGCCCCGGAGACGCCGGCACCCGGGCCCGCCCCAGAGGAGGACAAGGACUCGGAGGCCGAGGUGGAGGUGGAGGGAAGAGAGGAGUUCACCUCCUCCCUGUCCUCGCUCUCCUCCCCGUCCUUUACCUCAUCCGGCUCCGCCAAGGACCUGAGCUCCCCAGGCCUGCUUGCCCUGCCUGCGGCCCCCGGCGCCCCCGAUGCCGCGGCCCCCGCCGACGCCCCGAGCAGCGGGCUGGAGGUGGAGCUGGAGCACCUGCGGCAGGCCCUGGAGGGCGGCCUGGACACCAAGGAAGCCAAAGAGAAGUUCCUGCACGAGGUGGUGAAGAUGCGUGUGAAGCAGGAGGAGAAGCUGAGCGCCGCGCUGCAGGCCAAGCGCAGCCUCCACCAGGAGCUGGAGUUCCUGCGCGUGGCCAAGAAGGAGAAGCUGCGGGAGGCCACGGAGGCCAAGCGCAGCCUCCGGAAGGAGAUCGAGCGGCUCCGGGCCGAGAAUGAGAAGAAGAUGAAGGAGGCCAACGAGGCGCGGCUCCGCCUGAAGCGGGAGCUGGAGCAGGCGCGGCAGGCGCGCGUGUGCGACAAGGGCUGCGAGGCCGGCCGCCUGCGGGCCAAGUACUCGGCCCAGAUCGAGGACCUGCAGGUGAAGCUGCAGCACGCGGAGGCCGAUCGCGAGCAGCUGCGGGCUGACCUCCUGCGGGAGCGGGAGGCCCGGGAGCACCUGGAGAAGGUGGUGAAGGGGCUGCAGGAGCAGCUGUGGCCGCGGCCCCGCUCUGAGGCCACGGGCGGCGAGAGCACGGCUGAGCUGGAGCCCUAGCCGGACCCACUGCCUGCUGCGCGGGGCGGACGCCGCGGGGCGGGCGGGCAGCGGGGCUGCGGGCUCCGUGCCGGCGGGGCUGCUCCCCCCCCGCCCCGCCUCCCCCAGCCCCGGUCCAUAAAGCACAACGUCUUACUGUGCCUAGAACCAAGCAAGUGUUUGGACCCGCAUACUUUUGGAAUCCACUGCAAAAUUUUCUACUGGCCAAGGUCAAGCGAGCAAGCCGGUCCCCAACUGCAGCCGGAGCCGAGGCCAGCUCGGUAGCUGCAGCUGGCCCUCCGCUUGCCGGAUCGUUCUAACAUUUACACUUUUGUGAUAAGCUAUUUAAAACCCAUAAGGAGACUUGAUAUUCAAAGAAAUCAACAUGUUUUUUAAUGACUGACUUUUAAAAGCCCCACCCACACGUGACGCCACCUGAGGACCCGCAAGGGAGCCAGGGUGGCAGCCGCCCUGCCCCUCGAAGCCAUCGCAGCUCGUCCGCGCCCGCGGCCGCGUGACAACACAAAGGGUUUUUCUCCAGAGUCUAUUUUUUCAGCCACAAGGACCCCCGUCUCCUGUGCUGCCACCGGGAAGGGCACGGAGAGCACCGCGCAGGCACGAUGAGCUGGAACACUGCCGCCUUACCCGCCCGCCUUCCCCAGGUGUGUCCGCAGGUGUGCUUGGAGGCGACGGGAGACGGGUCCGCGCUGGCUGGGCACACGCGCCCUCGACCAGGCGACCCUCUCAAUUAGGCAAGCGUUUGCUCCUUCUGUUUGGGGACUGAGGCUGCAGCAUUGGAACAAAACACAGCAUUAUUUCACUUUUUCUUUUUGUUUGUUCGUUCAUUUAAACGUAUAUUUAGAACUGCACUUUGUCAAAAAAUCUUCCCUUCUCUUUUUAUUCCCCAGUUAACUGAGG